CCUCCAGAUAGGAUAUGAUGGAAAGCCAAUUGGUGAAAUUCUGUCCAUUGCAAAGACCAUCUUCAACUCACGGGAAGAGAAAACCAAGCGUGAGGGGUCAGCUGAGGAAGAAAGGGUGUUGGCCCUCAACAUGGAACCUAGAGGGUUCCGGGGAAGAGGCAUGGUCCGGGGAAGAGGUAGAGGAGGCGCACCACCAGUAAUUCCCAGACCGUGGGGACCCAACACGGGAGGGUGCUACAAUUGCGGGGAAGAAGGCCACAUCAAAAAAUUCUGUCCGUAUCUCUCCGGCCCGAGUUACUACCCGCCACAAGCUCCCUACGGAAACCCCCCCACCGGCACUUUCCCACCUCAGCCGGCAUCCGGACCUAUGUCCCCAGGACAGCGAUACCCCUCCAAUUCUGGGAUCCGGCAAAUUGCCCAGGUCACCAAUCCCCGGCCCCUUUCAGGGUAUCAGACUCAAGCUCCACAGUACGGAAACUCAUUCCAGCCUAAUCCGGCCUCUUCAGCCCCAUCCGUCUUGCCUGGAGGGCAGAACUAUUGACAAUCAGCCGGGUAUCCCACUCAAGCCUCCGCACUUUGCCCGGUCCUCGCCUUGUCACCAGAGGACCCAGUCUGUACCCUUAAUAUAGACGGACAAUCCUAUGAUUGCCUGCUGGACACGGGAGCCACCUUUUCUACCCUGUCGGAUAGUCACCUCAAACCAGGAAGAGAAACUCGCAAAGUGUUUGGAUUAGAUGGGAUACCCCGAACCUGCCCCCUUUCUGAGCCAGCAAAGGUAAAGCUAGGACCUCUGUUAGCGGAACACACCUUCCUUUUGACUAACAGCCCGGUGAAUAUGCUAGGCAGGGACCUUCUCUGCAAGUUGCGCGCUACCAUUCAGUGUAAUAAGGAAGGAAUUUAUCUGCACCUCCCUGAAGAAUCACUCCUGGCCUUCCAAGGCAUCGUGGAGGAGGCGAAAAUGGGCCACCAAUUCCCGGACUUGCCCCUUGAGCUCGAGUUAGAAAUGCCCCCGUGGCUCUGGGGUACCGAGUCUACUUCGGUCGGACUCCUAAAGUCAGCCGCACCUGUCAGGAUCACCUACCGCACGGACGUACCUUUCCCCUGCACAAAACAAUACCCGCUCCCUAAAGAAGCUAUAGAUGGCCUUACGCCGAUGAUACAGGACUUCCUAGACCAAGGAAUACUGGUACACACCGCCUCCCCUUGUAACACCCCGGUGCUCCCAAUCAAAAAACCGGGAGGGGAAGGCGCACCUGUCCGUUAUCGCUUUGUUCAGGACCUCCGCCUGGUAAACCAGUUCGUGAUCCCCCGCCACCCUGUCGUAGGCAACCCCAAUUCUCUCCUAAACGCCAUCCCGCCCGACACAACCUGGUACAGUGCAGCGGAUUUGUGCUCAGCUUUUUUCAGCAUCCCGGUGGCCCCAGAAAGUCAGUUCUUAUUUGCGUUCACAUGGGGACCAGGUCAACUAACCUGGACUCGACUACCCCAGGGAUAUGUGGAAUCACCCGCAAUCUUCUCUGCGGUCCUCCACCAAGAUCUGCAGGAUGUAGUCCUUCCAGGGGGAUCCAUCUAUCUCUUGUACGUAGAUGACAUUUUAUUGUGCUCUACUAGUGAGGAAGCAUGCAGAAUGGACACCAAGUACCUGCUCAUGGAACUGGCACAUAAGGGACACAAGGUGUCACCUAAGAAAUUGCAAUUCUGCAAACAAGAAGUGAAAUACCUAGGCCACAUCCUGGGGGUUGGCACUAGAAGCCUAGCUACUGACAGGAUUGAGGCAGUCACAAAGAUCCCAUUGCCUCAAACGAAAAGACAGCUCAGAGGGUUCCUAGGGAUGGCUGGAUUCUGCCGAUCAUGGAUAGCGGGUUACGCUGAACUCACCAAGCCCCUGACAGCUAUGACCCGACAGGACCACCCCGAUAAACUCCAAUGGAGUGAGGAAGCCUAUGCCUCCUUUGAGCGAAUAAAACGGGAACUCCGCUCAGCUCCCGCCCUGGGACUCCCGGACUACCGUAUCCCCUUCAAUCUAUAUGUCCAUGAACAAAUGGGGGUCGCAUCAGGGGUCCUCACACAACCCUUUCGCGAUCGGGAAAGACCAGUAGCCUACUACAGUCUUCAGCUAGAUAACACAGCUAAGGGAACUGUCAACUGUCUCCGCGCUAUAGCUGCAACAGCCGCACUCCUUGAGAAAGCUCAGGAAACUGUAUUAGGACAUGAAAUCACCAUACACGUGCCACAUGCGGUGUCCGUUCUCCUUACAAUGAAGGUUACCUCCCUCAAUCCUGCCACCCUUUUACCACUACCAGAUGAUGGCACCCCUCACCAUGAUUGUGCGCAAAUAGUCCGUCAAGCAGAAAAACCCCGAGAGGAUUUAGAUCACCUCCCCCUGCCAAAUCCGGACUUAAUUCUGUACACCGAUGGCAGCUCAAGAAUCAUAGAUGGAGAAAGGAAGUCGGGGUAUGCAGUGGUCUCUGAUUUUGAAAUAAUAGAAGCCAACCCAAUCAAUCCACAGUAUAGUGCCCAAGCGGCUGAGCUCGUAGCCCUCAUUAGAGCCUGUGAAAUUAGUGAAGGCAAACGGGCCACCAUCUACACAGACAGCAAGUAUUGUUUCGGAUUAGUUCACACCACGGGACAAAUCUGGCUCCAAAGAGGCUUCCUGACAGCGGCUGGUUCCCAAAUAUCCCACGCCGCCCUUGUCGAAAGGCUUCUAAAUGCUAUUCACCUACCGGAGGCGAUAGCUGUUGUGCAUUGCAAAGCACACACAAGAGGGAGGGAUCCCAUAUCCAAAGGGAAUAGCCGGGCAGAUAGAGCGGCUCAAAUGGCUGCACUCCAACCUCCUUUGGAGGGAAUGGACUUUCAGUGCAUCCAACUCCCAGCUGAUUUAGACCUGAGAAAUAUCUAUGAGACUACAACUGAUGAGGAACUGGCAAAGUGGAUCUCUAUUGCUACCAAGCCAUUGUCGGACCAGUGCUCCGGUCUGCAGACGAACUAUCGCUUUCUCGACUACCAUACUGCAGACCUUGGAGGCAACCAGAACCCGGACCGAGUGGGCGACUUCAAUUUUUGUCUCCCGGAAUCCCGAACCCUUCUUCGUCACUCCUUGGUCCCUAGACUCAGUGGGACCCAAUACUGGGAACUUUUCAUACGAGACCGAAAUUACCAACGCAUUGGAUCUGCAAAUCUCACCAUGGAACAGCAAUACUACCGACUUCACUGUACCAAUGGGUCGCAUCUACUUUAUGGGCAAAGGGACAUCCUCCGCUACCCGAAUUGGACUGAGAUGGAAAAGGGAGGUGUCAACCACGUUUACACUGACAACCACCACCCGUCGGAAAAUUUGAUAUUCGGGUUCCAGUGCCUCCUUUUGACCCAGAAACCAGAGAAACCUCAAUUACAAGGAGUUUGUCUGAGGCGCUUCUGUUGUCUGUGGAACUUGGGACAUACCUUGGGGUGGAAGGGAGGAGAAUACCUUGAGGGUUGGUAUCACCCUGUAGGACCUUCAAACAUGUCCCCGGUAUGGGACCACGUUGGACCGCAACGAUGCGGGGGAAUCGCCAAGAACGCUACCCUCCUAAACACCACUGACCCUCUCCAUCCUAUCGGAACAGCUCCUAGGCAGCUCGGCGAAAACCCCACUCUCGAGGAACCGGACCUGCUCUCCUCCUGGGGCAAGAACUCUUACCUCCAACUCCUUAGCCAGGUGGCCAAGGAGGCACCUCCACAGGAUUGUUGGAUUUGCGCCCACGCUCCAAGCCACAUGCGACAAGGACUGCCUUUGGUACCAGUACCCGUCACCCUAGAGCAAUUCCGCUCCGGGGAUAUGACGUCCUGGAAUCUUACCGCUAUGAAUCUUACUCAUCAGUACCUGUACCUCACAGGCCCAACUAAGGGCCCCCUCUGUCGGCUCUUCACCGGUGAUGGGGCCCACAUAGGAACCAGCACCUGCGCUGCCAACAUUGAGCUCCACACUUCCGGGCAGGCAACAGUCUCCUCACGUCUAGGUUCUCACAUUUACCCUAAUCUCUCAAUGGCAUGGAUUGCAGUGGUUGGCCGUCCUUCUGAGAACUCGACGGACAAUCCAGACCCCUCGCUCUUGCGACCCUUUGCAUCCGGGAGGAUGGAAUCUUACCUCUCAGGGUUAUUCUGGGUAUGUGGGCAUCGCGCAUACAGCUGGGUGAGCCCUCAUAUGUCUGGUUCCUGUUUCGUUGGAUACAUUGUACCCGGAAUCCGAAUCACUCGCAACUUACCGGCCGGAAGGCAAAGGAACAGGAGAGAACAGAAAUCCCUCUCAGAUCUCUCCGACGUGGCGGCUAACGGUGAAACAUGGGGCAGGGCAUUAUUCCCUGCAUAUGGAGCGGGCUCCAACCAUGUGGACAUCCUUAAACUCACUGAUGUACUCUUGAAAUUCAUGCAGGAAGCAGAACAAAUCACGGAUUCCCUCACCACAGAACUGUCACAGUCACCGCAGGCCCUCGCCUGA
This is a messenger RNA of Zootoca vivipara (common lizard), 4477 nucleotides long. The record is from RefSeq and is a predicted model, not a curated record. Lineage: Eukaryota; Metazoa; Chordata; Lepidosauria; Squamata; Lacertidae.